Molecule: messenger RNA, 3218 nt
Organism: Nematolebias whitei (Rio pearlfish)
Lineage: Eukaryota; Metazoa; Chordata; Actinopteri; Cyprinodontiformes; Rivulidae
Gene: ahr1b
Product: aryl hydrocarbon receptor 1b
Exons: 11
Coding region: 1-2481 (826 amino acids)
Biological process (GO): regulation of transcription by RNA polymerase II
Cellular component (GO): nucleus; aryl hydrocarbon receptor complex
Molecular function (GO): protein dimerization activity; transcription cis-regulatory region binding; nuclear receptor activity
Source: RefSeq, a predicted model, not a curated record
AUGAAUUCGCAGAGGGGCGACUCAGUUAAACUUGCUCCUGCAGAAGGCACCAAGUCCAACCCGUCCAAACGACACCGUGACCGCCUGAACUCGGAGCUGGAUCGCCUCGCCGGCCUGCUGCCCUUCCCCGAAGACGUCCUGUCCAGCCUGGACAAGCUGUCCAUCCUGAGGCUCAGCGUCAGCUUCCUCCGGACCAAGAGCUUCUUCUCAGUGGCGUUUAAAAACCAGCCUAACAAACUAAACAAGAGCAGUAACCACGACAACGGCUGCACGACUUCACGAGCUGCAGACGGAUGGAUACCUGAAGGAGAGCUGCUGCUUCAGGCUCUGAACGGGUUCGUCUUGGUGGUGACGGCUGAAGGAAACAUCUUCUUCUGCUCUAAUACCAUCCAGGAUUUCCUCGGCUUCAAUCAGACUGAUGUGAUGCACCAGAGCGUGUUCGAGCUGAUCCACACUGAAGACCAGCAGGAGUUCAAAAGGAACCUGCACUGGGCCCUGAAUCCUCCGGUCAGCCUGGAACCCCCCACCGAUCCUGCAGGGGGUGAGUCAACCUCUUCCUGCCUGGUGAGCUACAGCCCUGACCAGCUUCCACCUGAAAACUCCUCCUUCCUGGAGAGGGCGUUUGUCUGUCGUUUCCGCUGCUUGUUGGACAACUCCUCCGGCUUCCUGCCGCUGAGCAUCCAGGGCAGGCUGAAGUUCCUCCACGGUCAGAGUCGGCAGCAGAACGAGCGCAGCACUCCGCCUCAACUCGCCCUGUUCGCCAUCGCCACGCCCCUGCAGCCUCCGGCCAUCUUGGAGAUCAGGACAAAGAACAUGAUCUUCAGGACCAAACACAAGCUCGACUUCACUCCUAUGGCCUGUGAUGCAAAGGGUAAAAUAGUUCUGGGAUACACAGAGGCAGAGCUGAGGGUUCGAGGCACAGGUUACCAGUUCAUCCACGCCGCCGACAUGCUGCACUGUGCUGAAAAUCACAUCCGAAUGAUAAAGACAGGCGAGAGUGGCCUGACUGUCUUCAGACUGCUCACAAAGGAAAACAGAUGGACAUGGGUCCAGUCCAACGCUCGACUUGUCUACAAGAACGGCAAACCAGACUACAUUAUCGCCACUCAGAGGCCUUUAGCGGAGGAGGAGGGAGGGGAGCACCUGAGGAAGCGGUCAAUGCACCUUCCCUUCACCUUUGCCACUGGAGAGGCUCUUCUCUACCAGACAGGGUAUCCGCUGCACGGCUUCCCUGAUUCCUUCCAGGGCAAAGCUAAAGGCGGCAAGUCCAAAAAGGGCAAAGUGGACAAGAGUUCUCCCGAUGAGCUGAAGCCAAACUCUCUGCUGGGGGCACUGAUGAGACAGGAUGAGUCAGUGUACGUCAGCCAACCAGAUGUGGAGCCGAGGAUUACCCUCCACAGCAGCAUCUGUAGCAGGACUGAUGAUCCCAAAAGCCUGUUGAGUAGCACCAGUUGGAACAUUGUUUCCAACGUGGAGGGGGAGACAUGUAGCAGAGAGACCUUGAGCUUCGACCCUCUCCUGUCCACCUUGGACUCUCUGUCUCUGGAUGCAGGAGAAUCCUGUUCAAACAGCGAACUGUUCAGUGCACUGGAGAAUCUGGGCCUGAAUGCUGAUGAUCUGGAGCUGCUGCUGCUGGAUGAGAGGAUGAUCCAGGUGGAGCUGGACCCCACCCACAUUCCCUCCCUCAAUGACCUGCUCACCAACAAUGAAAUUCUCUCCUACGUCCACGACUCUCUGCAGACGGAGGAACAGAACGUCUCUCAGCAGUCACGUCCAUUACCCCCAGCCCCUGCUGCCACCAGGCAGCCCAUCAUCCAGCUGUCCCUGCAGAUGCAACAGCACAUAGGUGCAGCUGAGCUGCUGAGAACUCAACCAAGGCAGAUCCAGUCUGCUCCACAUCCUGGAUCAGUCAGCUGGGUGGACCAAGAGCAUCCCUCAUCCAGAAACACCCAGCUGAACGGAGAACAUCUGGAGUCCCAGUGGCAGCUGCUCUCUGAAAACACUGCAUUAUCGGGCUUCCAGAAUCAGCUAACAUCAGAGGGAUCUUGCCUCCCAAUUCAGCACACUACCACUUCAGUGAACCUGCAGGCCCCAGGUUACAGUAACUCGUUACACUCAGAUGACUCGCUUCUGAACGGAACAGCUGCACCUGAUCUCUGUUACAAUCAGAGUGUGGUCCCAUCGUCCAGUUUGACCCACGGACCACAACAAAGCUCUGCUUCAGAGUUAGAGCAGCUUCUGGCUCUGCCGCCACCGCAGGACAGCCUGAUGCCAUUAAACUACAAUCUGUUAAGCUCCACCGCAGAUAACAAGUUUUCUCAGGUGGAUAAUGGCUGCCUCCUAAGUGACACCAAUGCAACAUAUGUAAGGACGUGUCUAAUUUCUGGCAGAAACGGAGUGGCAACUCAUGACAUCUCUGUCUCACAUCCUGAUGGACUCUCCACCCUGCAGGACCCUCAGAAAUCUGGAUUCUUCCUUUGAUGUGAUGGAGGUACAGAGAGACUGGUUAUUUUUUAAGGAACAAUCUGAAAAACACUUCCUCCAAACUGGACUUUGGGUUGGGUUUUUCUCUCCCACCUCAACCUUAAACUGCUAAAGAUUCCUGCUAACCAGAACAGGAUAAAAAAGUCAAAUCUGUACAGACGCACUUGAAGUCCCGAAGAAAGAGUCUCACUUCACAGUGAUCAGAAGAGCUGCUGUGAACGUUUGGUUUACACAUUUCUGCUGCUUUUCAAACACAUUUUAAGCGUUAUUUUCCUUUUUUUCGAGAAACUGUUGGUUUAAUUCCAGCGUCCUCUGAAAUAAUGUGCACAUUUCAGACUAAAAGAGCAUUUAGAUCAUCUAGACCAGAAGCUUUAGUCAGAGUUUAUUAGGAUAAAUGAGCUGUAGAUUUUACAGUUUACAGCUGAAUUUUAUAGCAUGAAUGAAUCUGAGAACAACGAGUUAAUACUGAAUAUUUACAACCAUUAGAGAUUUUAAACUAUCUGCAGUAUUGUAAAGCAAGUAUUUGUGUGGGGAAGAAAAGCACAAACCAGUACAGCUAACAAGAGAGUAAAACAUAAAAAAAUUGAGUAUUACUGACAGCCAUGAGAUUCUUGCUGGACCAGAAACACCAACAGAUUAUUUAAAUCUAGAUGUAGAAUAAUUACGUGCACAAACAAUAGAAAACAGCAUUUCAUUUUUCUCUUUGAAAUCGUAAAGGUUUAAAGACGUGAAGA